Lecanosticta acicola is the source of this 1287-nucleotide messenger RNA. The record is from the annotation of a GenBank genome assembly. NCBI's taxonomy places the organism in Eukaryota, Fungi, Ascomycota, Dothideomycetes, Mycosphaerellales, Mycosphaerellaceae.
AUGGCAUUACAUGUUCGCAAGUUGAAUGGCGAUGCUACUCUCCUUCUGACUUUCACUCCAUCCUUUGCUCCAAAGGGGAAUCAAAAUAGUCGGUUUCCUGGAAGCUACACCAUCCUGCUAGACCCAUGGCUGCACGGCGACUCCACCAUCUUCCACGAGAAGUUCGCAACGAGCCGACACACGACGCCCGCUGCCAUCGAGUCUAUCGCGGAGCUGCAAGAGGAGGUGGAUAUGAUCAUUGUCAGCCAGGACAAGUCGGACCAUCUCAGUAAAGAGACGAUGUGCUCCCUGCCCAGGGAUUGCAGAGCGACCAUCCUCACAACGCCCAAGGCUGCGAAGAAGAUACGAGAAUGGCGGCAUUUUGAACAUCCUGAUAUCAUACAAGAGCUACAGACGUACAAUUCCAAAAAGGAUAGCACGAUUUUCAGGAUACCCUUGAAGCCAUAUUCUUCCGCGAGUGCAGAGGGCGAGAUCACAGUCGCGAACAUCAUACAGAAGCGGGACCUUGCCGAUCUACACAACGCGAUUGGCAUUACAUAUUGUCCACCGGGGACUGUCUUCACAGCCGCCAAUGGAAGCGCCGUCAAAUUGGACGACAUGCCCAUGAUGUCCCGCCCUGGCAGCUCCAGUAGCCCCAGUACAAGCAGUUCCGCAAGGACACCACGGCAGAGAUACAUUCGUACUUCUCUCGAUGAAGGACAACCUUCUAGAAGUAAGCAACUUGAACAGACGAAAGAAAUCGAACUCAGUCUGCCUAGUCCAAAUGUCUCGGCCCGGCCGUUCGCAAAACCUCGCGCUGCUUCCCCAGCUGGACGGCCGAGCGUCAGUGGUUCACGUAGAGCGACCAUUGAAGCAACCGACAAACGACCGCAAGACGACGAGAAAGUCCUGAGUGUUCUCUACACCCCUCAUGGGACCGACUUCGCCUCGCUGCAAGCAUACGUCCGCAACCAUCUUUCUCCCUUGCAUGGCGCUCUCCCCGUCACUGCACUUUUCCACAGUCUGAAUUACGAAGCUAAUCCUUGGUGGUUUGGAGGUGUAGUCUGCGCGGGUGCUCCAGGCGGCAUCAAGGUCGCUCGAGGCCUUGAUGCCAAAUACUGGAUCAGUGUGCACGACGAACUGAAGGAGGUGGAGGGCUGGGGUACCACGCUGCUCACCAGCCGCCCGUACAGCUCACAGGAGGUGGUGAAGAUGUUGCGAGAAGCGGACGGCAUUGGCGGUGGGAGAGGCAUGGGGACCGAAGUGUGUGUUCUGGGCAGCGGGCAAGAAAAGAGACUUGUCGGCUGA